Molecule: messenger RNA, 777 nt
Organism: Penaeus chinensis
Lineage: Eukaryota; Metazoa; Arthropoda; Malacostraca; Decapoda; Penaeidae
Product: protein gar2-like
Exons: 1
Coding region: 1-777 (258 amino acids)
Source: RefSeq, a predicted model, not a curated record
AUGUCGGGAAACACAUCUCCUGCUAGAAAUAACCGGUGGACACAAGAAAGGAUGGAGGCGGAAAUGGACACAGCUGGAGACGGUGUUGCGUGGAUAGACAAGGAUAUACGAGAGCCUGAAAAUCACGAACCCGAUGGUGGAAAAACAGGGGAGGAAAUCCCUCUCGCAACCCUCGGUCCUGGAUUGUCAAGGGGGGUAGAAAGUCCCCAGGUUUACUCCGUUGUCAACUCUGGAGAAGGGACACCCCGUAGUUCAACGAGUGAACAUAGGGGGAAGGAAAGUUCUCGGGUCUACCCCGUCGUCAACUCUGCCCAGCGUGAACCCUAUCCAGGAAGUCACAUGGCAGAUUCUGUCACCCUAUGGAGUGAUGUCAUGGAAGAAUUAAAAGGACUCCGGAGAGACCUUGUGAGGAAGGAAAGCCGUAAGGAUUCUGCUUCAGAAUCUUCAAGUGACAACAGUGAUAAUAAGAAAAGGAAAUCAAGGCGACGAAAACGCACUACAUCAGAUGAGGACAGCUGCUCAGACACUGAAUCAGAAUCAUUGAGCAGUGGCAAUGGCAAAAGGGAGCGCAGACCUAAACGACUUCGCAAGCACAGCAAUACCGAAACUUCAAGUGAUGAUGAUGACAUGACAACACACCGGCCAAAACGAAAAUCUAAACAACUUCGCAAGCACAGCACUACCGAAACUUCAAGUGAUGAUGGUAACAAGAUAACACACCGGCCAAAAGGAAAUUCGCAAAUCCAAAAAGAACCGCUCCCACUCAAAACAAUCUGA